Messenger RNA from Botrytis byssoidea, 2421 nucleotides. RefSeq lists its product as uncharacterized. NCBI's taxonomy places the organism in Eukaryota, Fungi, Ascomycota, Leotiomycetes, Helotiales, Sclerotiniaceae. Gene Ontology annotation, molecular function: carboxypeptidase activity. The transcript has 2 exons. Bases 1 to 2421 code for a protein of 806 amino acids. The record is from RefSeq and is a predicted model, not a curated record.
AUGGGUAGAAUCCUAGAUGAAAAGAAAAUGGAGAAUAAUGAACGUACUCCAUUAAUCGCCACGGUCAUUGUUGGCCAGCCUCGACAGAGAUAUCAACAUAAUACCAUUCGUCGAUUCUUUACCAUCGCAGCAACUUGUUGUUUAAUUGUCGCCGUCGUCCUCUUCCUCCUCCCUCUGUCUUUUAUCCCUCGACACGACAAACAUUGGCACCACGAUAAACAUCACGGAGAAUCGUCUGCCAUCACUUACGAAGAGCUUCAACAAAUAUUGCUCGAUACGCCAAAGGCUGAAAAGGCAAGAGAAUGGAGUAAAUAUUAUACAUCCGGUCCACAUGUAGCUGGAACAAAUUUAAGUCAGGUUACUUGGACUCAAGAAAGAUGGCAGGAAUUUGGCAUUGAAUCGGAAGUCGUCGCAUAUGAUGUUUAUCUCAAUUAUCCUCGUGGUCAUCGACUUGCCUUGUACGAAAAGACAAAGGGCAAGGAUUCCAAGGUCGAAGAAUUGAAGAUUAAAUUUGAAGCUAGCUUGGAAGAAGAUAUUCUUGAAGAGGACGAAACUACUGGUUUGGACACCAGAAUCCCAACUUUCCAUGGAUACUCUGCAUACGGAAAUGUUACCGCACCAUACGUCUACGUCAAUUAUGGUACAUACGGAGAUUUCGAAGAUCUAGUACGACUCAACGUUAGUCUGGAAGGCAAAAUUGCUAUUGCAAGAUAUGGUGGUAUCUUCCGUGGACUCAAGAUCAAACGUGCACAAGAACUGGGAAUGGUUGGAACUAUUCUUUUCAGCGAUCCUGGUGAUGAUGGAUCAAAUACCGAGGAAAAUGGAGCUAUUGCGUACCCAGAUGGGCCAGCCAGAAACCCAAGUAGUGUUCAAAGAGGAAGUGCUCAAUUCCUUAGCGUCGCACCUGGAGAUCCAACCACAAUUGGAUAUCCAUCGAAACCUGGAGUGCCACGUCAACCUGUCGAUGGCAAAAUUCCUUCAAUUCCUUCUCUUCCAAUUUCUUACGUCGAUGCUUUGCCCAUUCUCAAGUCUCUAAACGGUAUCGGACCUGCACCAAAAGAUUUAAAUAAAUGGUGGGAUCGAAAUCUUGGCUUGGCAUACAAAGGUGUAGAAUACAACAUUGGUCCCUCGCCAGAUAAUCUCGUUCUCAACCUUGUCAAUGAUGUCGAAUACGUCACAACGCCUAUCUGGAACUUGAUUGGUGUUAUCAAUGGAACCUUGUCGGAUGAAGUUAUUGUCAUCGGAAAUCAUCAUGAUGCAUGGAUUGUUGGUGGUGCCGGUGAUCCAAAUAGUGGUUCUGCAGCUCUCAAUGAAGUUGUUCGAAGUUUUGGUGUUGCUGUUUCGAAAGGAUGGAAACCAUUACGUACCAUUGUAUUUGCCAGUUGGGAUGGUGAAGAAUAUGGUUUGGUUGGUUCAACAGAGUGGGUUGAAGAAUAUCUACCUUGGCUCAACAAUGCUAAUGUUGCCUAUAUCAAUUGUGAUGUUGGUACUAGUGGGCCUAAAUUCUCGGCAUCGGCAAGUCCUCUUCACAAUAAAGCUUUGGGUGAAGUCUUAAGCUUAGUUCAAUCACCAAAUCAAACAAUUCCAGGACAAACUGUCGGCGACCUUUGGAAUGGACUCAUUAGUACUAUGGGAAGUGGUAGUGAUUUUACCGCUUUUCAAGAUUAUGCUGGUAUUCCAUCGAUUGAUCUUGGAUUUGGACCAGAUGUUAAUCAUGAAGGUGGUGAAAAGGCUGUCUUUCAUUAUCAUUCUAAUUAUGAUUCAUUCUAUUGGAUGGAUACCUAUGGAGAUCCAGGAUUCCAUUACCAUGAAGCUAUGUCCAAGAUCUGGGCUCUUUACACGGCCAAGAUGGUUGAAUCACCGGUCAUUUCCUUUAAUGCCACUGAUUACGCCAAUGCAUUACAAGGGUAUAUCAGCAAAACCGAAGCCAAAUUGGACUCAAUCAUGAUUGGGUCUUCUACUGAAGAGCAAGAUGAAGAAGCUCGUUUCCGUCCUACCAGUAUCGAAACCAAGGGUGACAUCAACACCCUUAAACUUUCCUUCAAAGGUCUUCAUAAUCGUGCUACCGCAUUAAAAGAUGCUGCGAUUCGUCAUGAUUCUACUGCCGCCAUUCUUGCUGAACAAGUAGGUCAAGAUAUUCCAUGGUGGAAAAUAGUAUCCAAGGUCAAACUUUACAACCAGAUUCGAACUGUCAAUGAAAAAUACAAGUAUCUCGAGAGGAAAUUCUUAUAUCAAGAAGGUUUAGAUGGUAGAUCAUGGUUCAAACACGUUGUAUUUGCACCAGGAUUGUGGACUGGUUAUGCAGGUGCAGUUUUCCCAGGUUUGGUAGAAAGUAUUGAUUCGGAGGAUUAUGAGAAUGCGGAGAAAUGGAUUGGAAUUAUUGGAGAGUGUUUGGAGAGUGCAGCGGAGUGGUUGGCUUGA